AUGGCGCGUAUAGGCUCUCAGAAAGUCAAGACAGGUUGCCUAACAUGCAAAUCCAGAAAGGUCAAGUGCGAUGAGGCGUGGCCCAAAUGCAAGAGAUGCACCUCCACAGGCCGUACAUGCGACGGCUAUCGACCACCCCCAGUGGGCUCUCUCUCCUGGGACGUGCUCCUGCGUCCCCAGCCGCGCAUUCUCGCCUCCGCUGACGGCCGCGAAACCCGCAGCCUAUCCUUCUUCCACCGUGCCGUGGCCCCCGUCAUAUCGGGUCCCUUUGACGGCUCGUUCUGGACCCAUUUCGUCACGCAGGUUGCCCACGCCGAGCCUGCAGCUCGUCAUGCCGUCAUGGCCAUCAGCUCACUCUACGAGAACUUUGACCCCAGCGUAUCCGGGGUAGCAACAAUGGAUACCUUUGCCUUAUUCCACUAUAACCAGGCCAUCAAGAGGCUUGUUGAAGAUCCAUCCCCGGACGUGGAUCUCGUGCUGCUCGUCUGCAUCCUCUUCAUCUGCAUCGAGUUCCUACGCGGUGAUCGUCACACAGCCAUCAACCAUGCCCACCACGGUGUGCAGCUGCUCAAUCAAGCUGGCAAGAGUUCCAAGCUCACAGCAGUGUUUUCUCAAAUGAGCGUCCACUCGGGCACUGAUUUUCCCCACCUCACCACACAUGCCUUUGACAACAACGCCGCCAACCCUUUGUUUCGCAGCUUAAUAGAAGCCCAGCACGCGCUUGAUCUUCUCGGCAUUCGCAUGUUCAGGCUCAUACGCGAAGUGCACCCUUACCGGCUCGGCAUGAAUCCAGCAAGGCCCCCGCAAGAAAUCCUCGACGAGCAAUUCUUCCUUGGCCGUGACAUGACAGCCUGGGGAGACGCAUUUGCAAGAUUUCAGGCAUCACGUUCUCCCGACCGUCGAGAAGAUGUAAUAUCCCUGGCCCUCAAAACUCGGCAGAUGGUUGGUAGGAUCUGGGUUGCAGAGUGUCUCAACAAGGAAGAGAUGGGCUACGACGCGCGCAAGUCUGAAUUCGAAGAGAUUGUGAGGUGUGCGCGCCUCGCGGCCGAGCAAAACGACUCACUUGACCGAGAAGGACUCCCUCGGCCCAAGUUCAUGUUUGACUUGGGAUUCAACCCGAUGCUGCACUUUUUGGUCCUCAAGUGUCGCUACUUUAACCUACGCGUCGAAGCAUUGGCAUUACUGAAGAAACUCUCGUACGCGCGAGAAUCGCUCUGGGAUACGUCUCUGGUGUACGACGUAUCAAAGCGCAUUAUAGAAGUCGAACAUAAUGUCAAACUCCCUACUGACAAGAUUAUCGACGAUGAAACGCUGCCGACAGACUUGGAGAGGUCCCCGGAAGAUAAGGAGACGCUGGCGAGGAGGCCGAUUAAUCUAAUAGUUGCAAAGCCCGGUGGUGGUAUCGAUGUGAGGAGGGACUUUAUCGGCGAGGACGUUUCACACAGCAUAUCGCUAAACCUGACCCUGAUCGGAUUCUAGUUUGGCAGAUAGAAGACAAUACAGAGAUCAUCUCUCUUAGA
This is a messenger RNA of Fusarium vanettenii 77-13-4, 1520 nucleotides long. RefSeq lists its product as uncharacterized. The transcript is spliced from 3 exons. Gene Ontology annotation, biological process: regulation of DNA-templated transcription. The record is from RefSeq and is a predicted model, not a curated record. Gene Ontology annotation, molecular function: zinc ion binding; DNA-binding transcription factor activity, RNA polymerase II-specific. Bases 1 to 1479 code for a protein of 492 amino acids. Lineage: Eukaryota; Fungi; Ascomycota; Sordariomycetes; Hypocreales; Nectriaceae.